AUGAGGUCGGAUCAGGCGAGAAAUGGGGAUGUGGCUGUGCUUUUGACGCCACCAACUCCAACUACGGUUCAGCCAACGGCGAUUCCUCAGCACCUCGAUCACCAGAGCCUCGUGUCCUACUCCCAGCCUAGCAGUCGCAGGAUGACCGGAGAGAACACAACUCUCCAGGAAAUGGUAGCCUUCGCGAGACGACCAUCCGCUGUUAUGGCUGCCUUGAGGCGGAACUCCACGGCGCUUGUCGCCCACAACAGACGACUGUUUCUCGAUCUCUUGCAGACAAACUCACCAACAGCCACUGGUAGUAAGCAGUCCCUCAACAACGGCGUAUCGAUCCACAAUAGCGCAUCUCGCGAAGCUCGCAUGAAAAAUCGCCGAAUUGGAGAGGACGCAAUUAGCACGGCACUAUCUGCCCUGUAUGCCAAAUUAAUUGUCGUCCUCGGCAUCGCACUGCCCGUCACGGAUAUUCUCAGUGUACGUGGACCCGCCUCGUUCUACCAGGGCUUCUACCUCUAUCUGUAUCUGGUCAGUGUGGCAUUUGUGGCCUACAUGUACGUCGCACACGUGAGAUCACGGACACUCUUCACCCUCCUCAAUUCGUAUCACGAGAAGACUGGAGAAAGUAUCAAUAGGUUAGCGUUUAAGCAGGAAAAAAUCGUGCGAUACGGAAGCUUUUAUCUACGAGUUGGAGCUGUGGCGUUUGGCAUUGGAAGUAUGGUUUACUCAGGCCUGGAAUUUGGGCAAUACUUUGAACUCAAAGGAGAGUCCAAGUGCCAGAAUGUCUUAGUCGCCCUAACACCGGCCACCAGAAUGAUUCUCUCAAUCGUCCAGAUGCAGUUUAUCUUCCUGAAUACGAAAGAGUUCGAAAUGGGGCGCCACAAAGUGAUUGCUCGUUUUGGCUUAAUGCACAUGGUGGCCACAAAUCUCUGUGAGUGGCUGUACGUGCUCAUUGAGGAGACGAAGCACGAAAUCGUCCACAUUGUCCAUCAACACCUCGACCACGCGCCCGUUGAGGACGUUUUCCCGGGAAAUGUCACGAUGCCUCAUCACCUGAUGAAGCGUGCCACCUCAUGGGAGAUCGUGGUGGAGUGCCGACGAACCAACAUCAUGGGCAGCCUGGUGCAAAACGCGUCGCCCUUCCUCUUCCCCUGCACCAUCGAGUACUCCCUCAUCUGCGCCGUGAUUCUAUUUGAGAUGUGGAAGAAAAUCAAAUCCCAGUCGGACAUCAAUCGCAGUCGACGCAACUCUCGAAAGCCCCAAACCCCCGAGAUGGCACAUCACUUCUCCGUGGACUGCGCGCGAGCACAUCGCGGCAUGUUCGGCGGCAUUCUAAUCAUCGUCCUCACCAUCAUCAGCCUGAUAAUGUACUUUGUGCUGACGGAGCAGCAACACCCGUACAAAGCCAUGGCCAUCCUCGAAGUCACCAUCUCAGAGAUUAUCCUCUAUGUCGUCACUGGAGCGGCUGUGGUCUUUGCCUUUCUCAGAAUGCGAGACCUCAAGUACUCGAAGAAGCAGGAAAACAGUGGCAUUGGACUGGACUGUACUCUCCUGCUCUUGGCCCAGAGUGGAGUCUACAUCUACAGCAUCUUCAGCAUUAUCGGCAAUAACUUUGCCAUCGCCGAUAAACGAGAGGACGGAGCCAUUGAAGCACUCAUAGCUGAGGUCAUUUGCCUGGCUGAGACAAGCCUGCAAACGAUCUUUAUUCUCAAUGCGUGGUGGAGGCGCUGCAAAGGUGCUCAGCAGAAUCGCACGAAGCCCGGCAGGGAGAUUGUCACGUUCCUUCUGGUGGCCAACAUGGCCAUGUGGUUCCUCAACACACUCGUCAAGAAUCGCGCCUCCUUCCGGCCUUCUCACCUCAGCUUCUUCGGCGUCUGGGCCUGGACUAUCAUCACGCACGUGUCCAUGCCUCUGGCCAUCUUCUAUCGCUUCCACUCCACGAUAUGCUUGUUCGAGAUUUGGAAGACGACGUUCAAGAUCAAGUACGAUCAUAAUAAUUAACGUUUACACACUAAAGUUAAUAUGAUUUUGUAUCAAAAGUUGAGGCCUGUCUGGAGGCCCUUUACUCAGGAGUUUAAUUUCACUAAACCUCCAAUCUGUAGAUAGUUUAAGAUCGAGUCUUGUGCUGGUAAACAAGUAGGUAAAUGAUUGAAUAAACUGCGCAGAGAUUAUAUUGCACAAUUAAUUGACAUUUUACGGGUGAGCAUUAAGUUAUGCCUCAAUAUAAAUAUACAAUUUGA
Molecule: messenger RNA, 2234 nt
Organism: Phlebotomus argentipes
Lineage: Eukaryota; Metazoa; Arthropoda; Insecta; Diptera; Psychodidae
Product: proton channel OtopLc-like
Exons: 5
Coding region: 1-1995 (664 amino acids)
Biological process (GO): proton transmembrane transport
Cellular component (GO): membrane
Molecular function (GO): proton channel activity
Source: RefSeq, a predicted model, not a curated record